This is a messenger RNA of Opisthocomus hoazin, 780 nucleotides long. Its product is annotated as olfactory receptor 5AP2. Gene Ontology annotation, biological process: G protein-coupled receptor signaling pathway. The record is from RefSeq and is a predicted model, not a curated record. Lineage: Eukaryota; Metazoa; Chordata; Aves; Opisthocomiformes; Opisthocomidae. Gene Ontology annotation, cellular component: membrane. Gene Ontology annotation, molecular function: G protein-coupled receptor activity; olfactory receptor activity.
AUGGUCUUGGUUCGGGUGGUUCCCAGCCUCCACACCCCCAUGUACUUCUUCCUCACCCAUUUUUCAUUCACUGACAUCUGCUACUCCACAGUCAUCUCCCCCAAAAUGCUAGCAGACCUGUUAUUGGAGAGUAAAACCAUUUCUUUCGCUGGCUGUGCGAUGCAGUUCCACGGCUUUGCUUUCUUUGCGACUGCCGAGUGUCACCUCCUGGCUGUGAUGGCCUAUGACCAGCACGUUGCUAUCUGCAACCCCCUGCUUUACGUGACGGUCAUCUCCAACCGCGUCUGCCAGCAGCUGGUAGCAUCAUCCUAUCUCAUUGCCUUUCUCAGUGCCAUCAUCUACACAGGCUGUAUAUUUGGGGGUUCCUUCUGCGGACCCAGACAGAUUGACCACUUCUUCUGCAAUGUCAGCCCUCUACUAAAGCUCACGUGCUCCGACACCCGCAACAACGAGAUGAUCAUCUUUGCCUUUGUCACCACAAAUGUGGUGGGCACGAGCGUGAUCAUUUUGCUCUCCUACAUCUGUAUCCUCCGCACGGUCCUGAGGAUGCACUCAGCACGGAGCAGGUCCAGAGCCUUCGAUACCUGCACCUCCCACUUGAUGGCUGUUUCCUUAUUCUACGGGACAAUAUUCUUCAUGUACCUACAAUCCACGUCUAGCCACAGCAGCCUGGAUAAGGUGGCCUCCAUCUUCUACACCGUGGUCACCCCCAUGCUCAACCCCUUCAUCUACACCCUGAGGAACAAGGAGGUGAAGGGUGCUCUGAAAACUAUUUGGUAA